Messenger RNA from Lycium barbarum (goji berry), 746 nucleotides. RefSeq names its product putative phytosulfokines 6. Lineage: Eukaryota; Viridiplantae; Streptophyta; Magnoliopsida; Solanales; Solanaceae. Gene Ontology annotation, cellular component: extracellular region. The record is from RefSeq and is a predicted model, not a curated record. The transcript has 3 exons. The coding region runs from base 92 to 370 and encodes 92 amino acids. Gene Ontology annotation, biological process: cell population proliferation. Gene Ontology annotation, molecular function: growth factor activity.
CCUCAUUCUUCUAUCCCUCAGCUCUCUUUACCUUUCUCUCCACUCACACAGAGACGCAAUAAAAAGAAAAACCAAUUAACACAAAGGCAAAAUGGAGCAAAAAAAUAUUAUAUUUCUUCUUUCUCUUAUGGUUUUACUAAUUUCCUACACAACUUCAGCACGUCUUAUGCCUACAACUAAUCUUCAAGAGAAUAAGAAGAUUGAAUCUAAUGGUAUAGUCAAUCCAAUUUCCUCAUCACAAGUAGAAAACUUCAAUGAUCUCAUGGGAAUAGAAGAAUGUAAAGAAAAAGAUGAAGUUUGUUUCAAGAGAAGAAUGACUGCAGAGGCUCAUUUGGAUUAUAUUUAUACUCAAAACAAGCCAAAGCCUUGAAGGAGUAAUUUGUAAUUCUACAAACAGAAGAAUUAAUAAGCUUGUUUUUUUUUUCUUCUUGUUCUUCAGGAAGAUUAAUUAGUACUACUAAAAGAACUUUAAUUGUUAAACUGGAGUAUUCCGGUGGAUGCUGAGGCGGAGCCGGCACUUGAAACUUGUGGAUUUGGGGUUCUAAUUCUUUAAAAUUAUUAGGUUUUAAAUUAAUAAUUUGUACAUAUUUGAUAAAAAAUUUAAUAUAAAUAUAUGGUUCAAAUAAAAGUUACUGAGUUCGACUGAAUCCACGACCAAAGGGCUAGCUCUGCUCCCGCAACGUAUGUAUCAUAAGAUUGCAGUACUAUGCUUUUGUGAGCUAUAAAGAUAGUCAACAGUUUAAUUA